Messenger RNA from Silurus meridionalis, 2803 nucleotides. It is a transcript of the gene pla2g15, whose product is annotated as phospholipase A2, group XV. Gene Ontology annotation, cellular component: lysosome. The transcript is spliced from 6 exons. Gene Ontology annotation, biological process: ceramide metabolic process; phosphatidylcholine metabolic process. NCBI's taxonomy places the organism in Eukaryota, Metazoa, Chordata, Actinopteri, Siluriformes, Siluridae. The coding region runs from base 194 to 1453 and encodes 419 amino acids. The record is from RefSeq and is a predicted model, not a curated record.
CGCCUACUUCCAUCGAUGCCACCGGUGAGCGAUGCAGCAGCCUGGCGGAGCUCGGGGUUAAAAGGGCUUCGGGUGUUUUUCAGACACCAGUUUUUCAGCUUUUGAGCAGCUAGUUAGAUCAUCCCAUCUCCUAGCAUGGCUUUACGCUGAUACCCAUCGAUUUAGCUCCCGAUUGUGUCUGUGUAGAAGUAAGAUGAUCCGCUGGAAGAUGAGUGGUUUCAGCCAGCUUGGGUUGCUCCUGCUGCUGCUGGUGUUAUUAUUUACAUCUCCAUUCGCCUUGAGCAGAAGUUUGAAGUGUCCUGAAGGGAAGUCCUGCUCGAACAGACCUCCUGUGGUCCUCAUUCCAGGCGAUCUUGGAAACCAGCUGGAGGCGAAGUUGGAUAAGCCCAGCGUCGUUCACUACAUCUGCUACAAGAAGACCGUAGAGUACUUCACCCUCUGGCUGAACCUGGAGCUGCUGGUGCCUGUAGCCAUCGACUGCUGGAUCGAUAAUAUGAGGCUGAUCUACAAUCAAACUACUCGAAGUACUGAAGCACCUCCGGGUGUGGACAUCCGGGUGCCUGGCUUUGGGCAAACCUUCGGCCUGGAGUACCUCGACCCGAGCAAACACAGUGUGGGAAUGUACUUCUUCACUAUAGUGCAGGCCCUGGUGGAUUGGGGUUACACUAGAGAUGAAGACGUCAGAGGGGCACCUUACGACUGGAGAAAGGCUCCCAAUGAGAACAAGGACUACUUCCUGAAGCUGCAGUUGAUGAUUGAGGACAUGGCACAUAAGUACGGUGGUCCUGUGGUCCUCGUCGCUCACAGCAUGGGCAACAUGUACACGCUGUACUUCCUCAAUCAGCAGCCGCAGGCCUGGAAGGACAAAUACAUCAAGGCGUUUGUGUGCUUGGGGCCUCCGUGGGCCGGCGUGGCCAAAACACUGCGCGUUAUGGCCAGCGGUGAUAAUAAUCGUAUUCCGCUGAUCAGCCCUCUGAAGAUCCGGACCCAACAGCGGACUGCCGUGUCGACGCCGUGGCUCUUCCCGUACGCGCACACGUGGCCGAACGACAAACCGAUCGUCUCCACGCCCAGCGCCAACUACACCGUGAACGAUUACGAGCGUUUCUUCAAGGAUAUUGGUUUCGAGGACGGCUGGGCCAUGCGCCAGGACACGGAGCAUCUGGUGCAGGCUUUGCAGGCCCCCGGGGUUCCCGUGCACUGUCUCUACGGGACCGGCAUCGACACGGCAGAGGCUUACCGCUACAGCACGUUCCCAGACGCCGAGCCCGAGGUGGUGAACGGCGAGGGAGACGGUACGGUGAACGUACGGAGCGCCAUACAGUGCAAACGCUGGACAGCCGAGCAGAAACAGCCUGUGAAGUUGGUGGAACUGCCAGGGAACGAGCACGUGAACAUGCUGCUAAACUUUACUACCGUGAAGUACAUUAAAGAUGUUCUGCUCUCACCCUGAUGCACACAACACUUUCACCUCCACUGUUUUAAUAGGAGAAAUGAGCAGUCGCACCUGACUGGGGAAAAACUCAGUUCUGCUUUUAUAACGCGUUUUUUUUAACACCCUUUCAGGGUGACUUCUGUUUUAAAAUUUAGUUUUUUCCCUAGAAAAAGCGCUUUGAACGGCUCGCCACUUUAAAUACGAGAAACAACGGGGCUCACUUUCAUAACUGAAAAUGCCUCAGUUCUGCCUUUUUAGGACUCUCACUUGCCCUUUGGUAACUAACCACUUCUUUAUUUCUGAAAACAUGGUUAUGUGGUUACCUGCAUCAUAUUGAGGAGAUGGACAUGUUACCCCAUCUCACAGUCUAUACGCAUGUUCCAGGGGCGAAAUCAGACAAAAACGAGUGCAAUUUUAUUUUUCAGGUUAAAAAAAUCCUAAAUAUCGACUACAUAUUUUAGACAAUGUUCUGUGCCAUUUUAAAUGAGUUAUCUUCUGAUACUAAUUUACCUUGUCUUUUCUUUCCUUUCUCGACUGGAGGAGAACUGAGGCGAACCAUAGUACUGCAUUGUAAUUCUUGUAAUUAUGCCAUAAAUGUUUUAUCGAAUAUAAAUCAGAUGUUAUAUUUUCAAUGAUUGUAUUUUUUCUUUUCUUCUCUUGUCUAUAAAUCGGACGCUAAACAAGACACAACUGCAUUUGCAGACAUUAAAUAUGCUCAAGACAGGGAUCUAAACUUUGGCCAUUCCUUCAGCAGUAAACUCAUGCUGAUAUGUUUACGGUGAACACGACUGGUUUGAAAAAAAAAAAUGAUGCAGUUUAAAUGCCAUACUUCCCAGGUUAAAAACUUUCAUAUACAGUCAAAUGAAGUGUGUGUAUAGCAUUAUAUACGUGUGUGUGUGUGUGUGUGUGUGUGUGUGUGUGUGUGUGUGUGUGUGUGUGUAAAAAGCAUUUAUAUUUCUUAAGAGAUUAUUAUUUUUUUUUUUUUCUUCCAUGAAAUCUGUUUGUUCCAAAUGUGUCCUUAAUCCAUUUAUUGCCGGUAAUAUUUAUUUCCCAUUUGUUUAUUCAAAAAUCAAGAGAAAGUUUGUUCUUAUUUUGCUGAUCUCAUUCUGAUAAAGUUCUAGCUUCUCAUACAGCUCAUACAAGGAACUCAUUAAAGGAAUGCUUGGGGUUUUUGGCAUGUUUCUUUUCUUUUAUUGAUUUGUUUAUAUAUUUUUGCCUGUUUAAAUGGAUGUGAGAACUGUAUAAAUGAUGAGAAUUUACACAUCAGUAUUGUUCAUUUUAUUGAUGAAGAAAAUGCUCUUGUGCCUUUUCAAACUUGUCAAGUUUGUAUAUUGUACACUGGUGGAACAAUGUGGAUUUUAAGCUUAA